GACAGCGCGAGCGCUGUGCGAGCCGGAGGCCACUCGGUCGAUUUAUCCAACAAGUGUCUGUCCGUCUCUCUCUUUCUCCAACUCUGUCCUGGACCGCUCAACGAUUUGUCUUUCCCUUUGAAAUGUCAAUUACGCACGUUAGUUACAUUCUAACGACACCGGAGCGGGGAGACGUGUUGACUGAAACCUUGUUUGUUUGUUUAUUGACCAGACGCGCCAACUUUUAGUGAAUAAUUGAAAAUGGCGAGGUGCUUGUUAAAACGUUUGCGGCGUCCCGGUCGUUAAAGUGUCAGCAGUUGUCAUUUUCCUUUUGUUUUCUUUAUUUUAAGUUGGAUUUUAGUUUAAUUAGUUUGAUUUAGUUACCCCAUAACCACAAACGAUUCGGGAAAGAGGUGUGUUGGCGGACAGAGUUUUGACUGGAAAGUAAUGGAAAAUGAUGAGCCUGCAUCACCGGACCCGAGCCAUGACAGCACCCAGAGUAAAAGAGGAAAUCAAGUGCACAAGAUAUCCCAUCUAACUCAGAUUGAGGUGAUCCCAUGUAAGAUCUGUGGAGAUAAAUCAUCAGGGGUUCAUUAUGGAGUUAUCACUUGUGAGGGCUGCAAGGGCUUCUUCCGCAGAAGUCAGUCCUCCAGCGUGCAAUACUCCUGCUCCAGACAGAGCAACUGCCCUAUUGACCGUGCCAGCCGUAACCGCUGCCAGAGCUGCCGUCUCAAAAAAUGUGUCGCUCAGGGAAUGAGCCGCGAUGCGGUGAAGUUUGGCCGGAUGUCUAAGCGCCAGAGAGACUCUCUGUUUGCAGAAGUUGAGAGACACCGGCAGCAGCAGCGACUUCAGGCCAACUCAGUCCAAGAGCCCCAGCCUCUUCCAGCCUACCGAUCCAGCAAAGAGCCCAGAGAACAGUCAUCACAUCUCAUCCCAGCUCUACCUCCAGCUUACCCUUACUCUGUAGAGCCUGAACUGCAAGGCUGCCCUCCAGAGGUGCAUCCAUACCUGGAUUGUCGCAUAGGCGAGGCCCAGGCUCAGAGUCUGGCCUACAGGGGCUCCCACAGGAGAGGAUUUGACUCCACAACGUCUACACCAGAGGCUAUUCUGAACAUGAGCGGCAGUGAAGUGGGCAUUCGUCCUUUUGACCCUGAGAGUUCGUUCUUUUCUUACCCGACAUCUCUGCACAUAGAGGAGCUCUCUGCAAGUAUCGUACGUUCCCACAGAGAGACGACUCAGUAUCGACCGGAGGAGCUGCAGGCUCUCAGAUGGAAGGUUUUUAGCAGGGAGGAGAUCCACGCUUACCAGAGCAAAUCGGUGGAUGAGAUGUGGCAGCACUGUGCGUUGCGGUUGACCGAUGCUGUUCAGUACGUGGUGGAGUUUGCUAAACGUAUCCCUGGAUUCCGCCAGCUUGGUCAGAAUGAUCAAAUUGCUCUCCUCAAGAGUGGGUCCAUGGAAGUGGUUCUGGUCCGGAUGAGUCGGAUGUUUAACACAGAAAACAACACAGUAUUCUUUGACGGCAAAUUUGCAGGAACGGAACUUUUCAAAUCCCUUGCAUGUGGUGAUCUGAUAGCUGCUGUAUUCGACUUUGCUCACAAUCUGUGUGCGCUGAGACUGACUGAACAGCAGAUGGCAGUGUUCACUGCACUGGUCCUCCUCAAUGCAGACCGACCGUGUCUGGAGGACAGAGAACGAGUGCAGAGAGCCAGGAGAGAUGUGGAGCUUGCCCUUAGUCACAUUCUGCACAGAGACAAUCAGGAGAGUCUACUACAUAAGCUGUAUCAAAGAGUCCAGGUGCUGAAGUCUCUGUGUGCACUGCAUAUUGAGAAACUGCGAUGGUUCCGGCAGCUUUACCCUCUCACGGUGCAUUCCCUCUUCCCUCCGCUAUACAAAGAGCUGUUCGGCUCUGACACAGAUAUACAGACGCUGACUACUCAUUGAACACACACACAGGCACAUUUCAUUUGCAAAUGUAGACAACACACACACACACAGUUACAAAUAGUGUAUGCAAUCUAGAUCUAAAUAUAUUAUUUACCUGCUGAAGAAAUCAAAUAUAUUUUUGUAACUCUCAGAAGAACAGAAAAUAAUAUUAACAGACGUAUGCAGUAUUUUGUAGGCCAAAAGCAAAAUAUUACUACAAAUGCUAUUCAGUUUGAGUAUUCUUGAGGUUUUUUUUGUUUGUCUGAGGAUGUAUUUGAAUGUUUUUGAAGUUGUUGAUGAUCCUAGCUGUUAUAAAGGAGCUUUAUCUCUGAUCGUUAGAAUGUGAUUUCUAAAGCUGAUCAGUUUUGAGACCAGCAAACAGCAGAUUACAAAUGAUAUCUGCAGAUCUCAAAGCAUCAUUGAUGAACUGGUAGUGUGAUUUUCAAGCUUCAUUUACAACAUUA
Sinocyclocheilus grahami is the source of this 2366-nucleotide messenger RNA. Its product is annotated as nuclear receptor ROR-alpha-like. The record is from RefSeq and is a predicted model, not a curated record. Lineage: Eukaryota; Metazoa; Chordata; Actinopteri; Cypriniformes; Cyprinidae. The transcript has 12 exons. Gene Ontology annotation, biological process: regulation of transcription by RNA polymerase II. Gene Ontology annotation, cellular component: nucleus. Gene Ontology annotation, molecular function: RNA polymerase II cis-regulatory region sequence-specific DNA binding; zinc ion binding; nuclear receptor activity. Bases 427 to 1920 code for a protein of 497 amino acids.